This is a messenger RNA of Diorhabda carinulata, 2749 nucleotides long. Its product is annotated as coiled-coil domain-containing protein 40-like. Gene Ontology annotation, biological process: axoneme assembly. Gene Ontology annotation, cellular component: cytoplasm. The transcript is spliced from 11 exons. The record is from RefSeq and is a predicted model, not a curated record. Lineage: Eukaryota; Metazoa; Arthropoda; Insecta; Coleoptera; Chrysomelidae. The coding region runs from base 52 to 2718 and encodes 888 amino acids.
UUAGUUUGAAGAUUUAAUAUUUUUUUUAUACAUUUUUUUCUCUGUAUAAUAAUGUGCGACGAGGUAAAUCAAGAUUUUAAAAAUCAGGAAUACAAACCUGACUCAUCGAUACUGUUUCCGGACCAUCCUUUGUUAGAAAAAUUUCAAGGAGCUCUCAAGGAACACCUUCUCAAUCUAAUAGAUAGAGCCAAUGGAGAAAUCAACGAAAUAGAAAUUGAACUAACGAAAAAAAAUGUGGAAUUGGAGACAUACGGCCUUCAAGUGUAUGAACAACAACAAAUCGUUUGUAACAAACAAGAAACUUUAGGAAAGUUAAUACAGAAUGUUAAAAUUCUGAGGGAAAAAUGUGAACAGGAAGAAGAAGAAUUGGAACGAAAUACCCAAAUUCUGAAAGAUAUCGAUGAAAAACUGUUUGAUACUCGAAAAACCGCAAGAGAACUUUUUAACGAAAUCGAAUCGGUUAAAAAAAUUAAUAACAGUUUAGAAGAUGUCGAAAAUAGUAUUGAAGGACAUCUCAAGGUGAACAAAACAAUCGCUUCCAAACGGAGAGAAGACAACGAAACGCUUUCCAAGAAAAAAAGGUACCAGGAUUAUUUGAUGCAUUCGUUGAUAACGGAAUUGUGGAAAUUGGAAGGCGAAAUGGAAACAUUGGAACUUUCCGCCGAAGUGAAAAGAGAAUAUAUUGACGAUUUGGAGGAACAAAUAGCCGUAGGAAAUACGACGAUUUCUGCUUUGGAAACGGAGUAUAAAUGUCUGUUGCAAUCGUGGAACGCGGCCGUCGUAACCAUAGGUCACCGGGAUGGGAAAUUGGAAAAAGUACAAAAAAAAUUAACAGAUCUUAGAGACAUACAUAAGAAUUUGUCGUCGGAAAUAGAUUCCGUUCGUAAACAGAUAAAGCAAACUUUGGUGGAAAACGACGAUUUGACGGCGUUCCGUACAAACGUACAAAAAGAAAAAGAGAGAAGCGAACAAAUGUACCAAAAAGAGCUCGUCAAAAAAGAAGAAUUGUUGAGGGACAUGGCGCGACUCGAACAAAUUAUCAACGAAACCGAAAAAGACAUCAAGAAAGUACGAGAAGAAAAUAAACCGAGCGAAUCGAAAUACGAGAAAUUACAAAGGGAAAUAGACAGAUUGGUAGAGAAAAAAAAUACGCUGCAACGCGGUAUCGAGACUCUGUUAUUCCAAAGAACCUGCAAUAACAAUCUAACUAAAAAACAAGAGAAAAUAUACGAGGAAAUAAUGGAUAAGAGAAGAGAAGUAGAAAUCGUUUUGCAACGACUUAUAAACAGAAGUACCGAAGUUUAUACGGAAGUGGCCGAGCAAACUUUGCAAAACGAAGAACUCAAUAAUCACUUACAAGAAAUUAGAAGAGAUAUAACGGCGUUAUAUACAGAACAAGAAACAUUCAAAAAACAAUUAGAAUCGCAGGAAUAUCAGUAUAGAAAGAAGGGAACGAAAUUGAAGUUGUUAAACGAAAAAUUGCAAAAAAUGUUGAAGCAUUUGGAAGAAAACAAAGCGAAUCCAAAUCAAGAAUUGAAAUUACUCGAAUUGGCAAAAUUGGUAGAAGACCGAAAAGCAGAUAUCAAACAAUUGCAACAGAUUUGGCUUUGUGAGCAAAACGCAAUGAUAAAAUUAGCAAAGGAACGACAAGAAACAAUUAAAAUGGUGAAUUUGAAAAGGAAACAAACGUUAAUGAGCGACCAAAAAAAUAUCAGGAUAGGCGAGGAAUUGGAACAAAUCAAACGAGAAGAAGUACACGUCGAAUUAACCAUCAAAAGACAUUUGGUUAAACUGAAAAGGCUCUGCGAAGACGUUUAUAAUAAAAGGAAUCGCAAAUGCCAAUUAGAUAAGGAUAAUAUAUUUGUUAAGAAUCAAUUCGAAGAUAAAUUGAGAGACGCAGAAUUGGAAUUAUUGAGAAUUGAAUCUGAUAUAGCUCUAAUCGAAGAAAAUAAGCUGACAUUGAGUAAAGAUUUGAUAGAAAUAAAUAGAGAAGCUCUAGCUUGGGAAUCGAAAUCCAAAUUGGCGAAAGGAACUUUGAAAGAAUCGAAUGAAGAAAGAGAUAAAGGCGGACAAGUCAAUAUAUUGAAGACAAAGAUAAGUCAGGGUAAAAUAUUUCUUGGAGAACUCAGAAAAAGCCAAGAAAAAAUAUUGAAAGAAUUGGAAACAUGCAUAUCGAGAAGGGAAUCAAUUUUUUACAAAUCUGAAGCAAAACAGGUAGACAGCAGAUCGAAAACAAAUCAAGCCGACAUAACGAAAAUAAACGUCGGAAGAAAAAUGUCGAAUAUAAAAAAUCAAAUAAAACAAUUAAAUAACGAAAUACAAAAAAUAAAAAAACAAAUAAAAAUAUGCGAAGAAAAGAAAAAAGAGACGGAAAACAAUUUGAGCGAUAUAUCAAAACGUAUAGAAUUCGCUUCUGAAUACCAACCAAUAUUAAAGACCCAACUAGAAGAAGCGAUAACCGAUAGACAAAUCAAAUUCGAAUUUUUAGUUUACAAUCAAAAAAAAGCCGAAAUAUAUCGGUUGUUGGCGAAAAACAAAACGUCCUAUAGAAAAUACAAAAACGACGAUGAUCUACUUUACGAAUACGAAAAACAAAUAGCCAUCAAUAAGAAAUUAUCGCAAUUGGUCAAACAAUUACAAUACCAAUUCCCUAAUAAACAGCACAUAUUGAUCAGGUUAUUCCAAAGUUUGACUUUACUAUUUAUAACCCAAUUAUAACGAAAUAUAUACAAAAAUUACGACGAAACAA